GGCCCCUCGUCGACCCCGCGCACUCCGCACGCAGCUCGCCUCCGUGACUCCGUCCAGGCAGAGACCCGGGUCAAGCGAUCCGGUCGCAUCUCCACGCGCACCUCGGCUUCCCCGUGCGUGCAGUUCUUGGUGGCGGGGUUCGAUCUGAACAAGGCUUGGGGUUCUUGCUAGGGGCGCCCGGUUGGUCAGCUCGCAGAAGAAGCUGAGCUGGUUGGGCGUGGAGGCUCUGAUUGACUUUUGAGGUGCCGGGGGUAGACAGGUUGCCUCUUGCUUGCUGGUUUCUUGGCUCUGCAGCUACGGAGCUUGCUGAUUUUCCUCCAGAAUUUGUGGCGGAGCUCCGUCCUGACCUUGCGAAGAUUGGACCUUUGGGGCUGCUUGCUCACUGUUUGCCUUGCUGGAGAAUCUUGGGAGCUUCUGUUCCUCAAUGGACUCCGGCAGCGGCAGCAACAGAAAGGGAAAAAGAAAAACAAUAGGAUAUGGAAAAGAUCUGAAGAGCUAUUUUACCCAAAGAUCUAGCAACACUGCAAGUACUCAUGGAAGUGGAGUUGGUCUUGAGGCAUUGGAGAGGGAGGAGGUGGUGCUGCAAACUCAAGUAGAGAGCACUGAUGCUGUAGCAGUACCAAUGUCAGUUGAAGAUGUUGAAGGUCAAGGCAGUGGUGGUGUGGACUCAAGUAGAGAGCAAACUCAAGAUAAAGAUGCAAGUGAUCAAGGUAUAAUAACUGAGUUCAAUCCAGAACAUGUCAUCUCUGAUGGUUGGCUUAAUGACUUAAUGGUUGUGUAUAUUGAGAGGGAGAUAUUUAAAGGAAUUGAUCUUCAAUCUAUCAAAAAGGCAUUUCAAGUGAAGAAAGAUAGGAAUAUGAAAUUGUCGAAGCAUCCUAAACGCAACCGGACUGAACGCAACUAAUAAAUUUAUCGCUUAUUUUGGUCCCGUUGUUGAUUUGAUGUGUAAUCUACAUGUUUUUCUUCAUUUAAGGUACUUCUAAACGAUGGUCUUGUUGUGAACUUUUAUUUCCGUACAAUAUAUGAAUGUAGUCUAGAAAUGCACCGCCACACCUAAA
Messenger RNA from Panicum virgatum (switchgrass), 1058 nucleotides. RefSeq lists its product as uncharacterized. The transcript has 3 exons. The record is from RefSeq and is a predicted model, not a curated record. Bases 425 to 904 code for a protein of 159 amino acids. NCBI's taxonomy places the organism in Eukaryota, Viridiplantae, Streptophyta, Magnoliopsida, Poales, Poaceae.